AUGCCUAUCCCAACCACAGAACUCGUCAUUUUCGACGGUACAGAGGCGGUUCGCAAGGACCGCUCCAUUUUGAAACCUGCAUUCGAGAUAGUCUCGAAGUCCAAUGGUGUCCAGAUGCCUGCCUACGUUGGGAUGCAGAUCGAGAAUCCUGCCAAAGGAUAUGUCAUCUUGAACUGGGAUAGCCUGACGCACCAUCAAGCGAUGAUGGCGGCCCCCUCGUAUGCGACUCUGCUUGAAGCUCUGAAACCCGCAUAUGGGGGCUGGUCGAAGAUGUACCAUGUGAUUUUUAAUGCCCAUCCCACCGCAUUGCAGCAGCCUGUCACAGAAGUUCUCCUCCUCACCAUCAAGAACCCCAGUCAUCGCGCAGAGGUGUUUGAGAUCCUCACUAAGCUCUCGGACUCAACCAAGAAGAUGCUCGUGUUUGGUCCCUCAUUGGAAGAUAAUAAUGUGAUUAUUGUCAUCGGUGGUUGGAAGAGCGUUGAGGCCCAUUGGCAGAUGGUCGCUAAUCCUGAGCCGAAAGCUGCGCUUGAACGGUUGUACGCUCUUGCCAACAAGGACCAUCUAUUCCACACCACCUUGACCCCUUUCACGGGGAAGUAG
Molecule: messenger RNA, 600 nt
Organism: Suillus bovinus
Lineage: Eukaryota; Fungi; Basidiomycota; Agaricomycetes; Boletales; Suillaceae
Exons: 4
Coding region: 1-600 (199 amino acids)
Source: RefSeq, a predicted model, not a curated record